GUUAAAUUGAAAUAAAUCCCUCCUCUUCUCUGUUCACAAAAUCCUCGCGCCACAAAACCCUAGCUGAACGGAAGAAGCUCACUAGCAAACAAUGGAGGGGAGGUUGAAUAAUAUGUGGAGGUUGACUGUGAAUGAGAGCAAAUUCGUUGAAUCUGCGUUGCAAUCUGAGCUCAGAGUCGAUGGUCGUGGCCUUUAUGAUUACCGCAAGCUUACUAUUAAGUUUGGCAAGGAAUAUGGCAGCUCACAAGUUCAACUGGGUCAGACUCAUGUAAUGGCUUUUGUGACUGCUCAGCUAGUACAACCUUACAAAGACAGACCUAGUGAAGGCUCCUUCUCUAUCUUCACCGAGUUUUCUCCAAUGGCUGAUCCAUCGUUUGAGCCAGGGCAUCCUGGUGAAUCUGCUGUUGAGCUUGGCCGUAUUAUAGACCGUGCUCUACGAGAAAGCCGUGCAGUAGAUACAGAGUCGCUUUGUGUUCUAGCCGGAAAGCUGGUUUGGUCUGUUCGCAUUGAUCUUCACAUUUUGGACAAUGGAGGGAACUUGGUUGAUGCUGCUAAUGUUGCUGCCUUAGCCGCACUCAUGACUUUCAGGAGACCUGAUUGCACUGUAGGAGGGGACAACAGUCAAGACGUGAUCAUACAUCCACCCGAAGAAAGGGAACCACUUCCUUUGAUAAUACAUCAUCUCCCAAUAGCCUUCACGUUUGGAUUUUUUAAUAAAGGCAGUAUCUUGGUGAUGGACCCAACUUACGUUGAAGAAGCUGUUAUGUGUGGGAGAAUGACUGUGACAGUCAAUGCCAAUGGCGAUAUAUGCGCAAUCCAAAAACCAGGAGAAGAAGGCGUGAACCAGAGUGUAAUCCUUCAUUGCCUGCGUCUUGCUUCUUCAAGAGCUUCUGCAACAACAAAGAUAAUUAGAGAUGCAGUAGGGUUUCGUAAUCCGGAGCGUUUUCCUUUUUAGAUUGAUUUCUAUUGAUUUAAGGAUUUGAUUUUGUUGUGCUUUGUUUUCAUGGUGUAGGUUGAAGCAUACAACCGUGAGAGGAGCUCACAGAAGGUGAAGCGGCAUCAUACUUUGGCUAAGUCUGAAGUUUUGGGACCUAUUGUAGUUGUGUAGGAAGAGACAUAAAUAAAACAUUUGCUGUGGUCGUCGAUUGUAAAUAAAGAUUUUAGUUGUAGAAAUCUUAUCAGCAACACUAAGCUAUAAAAACGUCGAUAUGAUCAAGACAUGUUGAGACUUCUCGCACUUAAAUAGAUGACUAGUCUCAACUCUUCC
Molecule: messenger RNA, 1267 nt
Organism: Arabidopsis thaliana (thale cress)
Lineage: Eukaryota; Viridiplantae; Streptophyta; Magnoliopsida; Brassicales; Brassicaceae
Gene: RRP45a
Product: ribonuclease PH45A
Exons: 7
Coding region: 92-955 (287 amino acids)
Biological process (GO): RNA processing
Cellular component (GO): exosome (RNase complex); cytoplasm; nucleus
Source: RefSeq, marked reviewed